This is a messenger RNA of Parasteatoda tepidariorum (common house spider), 8494 nucleotides long. RefSeq names its product E3 ubiquitin-protein ligase ctrip (gene ctrip). Gene Ontology annotation, cellular component: nuclear speck. Gene Ontology annotation, biological process: protein polyubiquitination; proteasome-mediated ubiquitin-dependent protein catabolic process. The record is from RefSeq and is a predicted model, not a curated record. NCBI's taxonomy places the organism in Eukaryota, Metazoa, Arthropoda, Arachnida, Araneae, Theridiidae. Gene Ontology annotation, molecular function: ubiquitin protein ligase activity.
UCUUUUUUAGUUAAAGGAGAAUCUGGCAACAGGAUUGCUUGAUAUUUAUUUUCUUUGUAAUAGUAGAGUGGGUUGAUGACUAGCGAUUGUCGUUUGUGGUGUGAGUUCUGAAAGUUGUUUUUGUUUAUAGUUCUCCCCAGGAAUAAAAAAGAGCAUGGGGCUUUUUUAUCAUCUAAUAACUGAAUUUGAUCCUUGACAACUAUUUUAUGUGUAUAUUCAAGGGCCUGUCCACUAGCCUGUUUACUACUGUUUAGCGGUACCUUCACAAAUUCGACUUUAGGAAAAACGUUGAGUGAUUUCAAAAGCUUGAAGAUGAUUUUAGAAUAAAAUAACUUUUUAUCCUUGUUUUGUUUCCAAAAUAAUUCUAAAUGAACAGUUUUGUUUCCUCAUCUUCUAAUCAAAAUAUCCUCUGUGGAAUUUUUAUAUAAAGUGCCACCAAAAUGAACAAAGUGUUAUUAGAGAUUCCUAAACGCACAUUAUAGAUUAUGCCGAAAAAGUGUAUAGCCGCUCAAUGUAAGAGUAAAAAAGGAAGUUCACGGCAGGUGAAAAGCAAACAGGAGGCGACCACCAAAUAUUUAAGAAACAGGACCGUUGUUUCUGAGAACAAGGUCACUAAACCCAAAAAGGAAAAAAUUUUGUCAAGUGCAGUUUCUUUGAGUCUUUCUCGUUCCCCAAUUAUUACUCGCUCUAAAAGUAGGAGCAUUGCUUUGCAAAAAGUAGAACCUGCUACGAGCUCCAUGGACAGUGAUUCUCCGGCACCUGUUGAGGAUAGCUUGAAGCGAAAGCAUUUUACAGGUGAAGAGAAUAAAUCAUUAGGAGAAAGCUCAAAAAGUGUUACAAAGGAAGUUAAAUCUAACUCCAAAGCGAAAAAGCUUAAAAAAUCAAAUAUGAGCAACAAUUCAGAUGCUCCCAAGAAUGAGUUGAAUGACCCUCCUUCUAUUUCUUAUGAAGCAAAUGAUCUUCGCUGCAAUUCUAAUGAGGUAAGAUCUCCUAACAUAUCUGGACGAUCUGUACCUGAAAGAAACGCCGAAUCACAGACAUCCUCUAAAAACACUAAUUUAUCUGCAGUUAACAAAAAUGUCUCAAAAUCAAAUUUGUCAGAUAGGUUAACUUCAAAUGAUAAUAAGUUAAGUAAUUUAGAUGACAAUAAUGAUUCUUUCUUUAAUCCAUCUUUUGGAAAUUCAAAUUUUUCUGAAGGUGAGUCCCCUGUUCCAAAUUUGACUUGUUACAAUGAAAAUGACAUGUCAGUUGAAGCAAAAAUGCAAAAGUUUGAAACCUUAUAUGGUAAAAAUAUAUCAGAGAGGAAGCUUAUAACAAAAAGUGAAUUGCAAAAAAGUCUUGAAUCAGCAAUGCAACAAGCUAAAAGUUGUCAAUCUAAUGCUAUUAUUGAAACACCUUUGGAUAGUGAACCAGGUGUGAGUGGUACACAUGAUCUUCACCAAGUCUUAAAAAUAAAAAUUGAGAAAGAUGAAGAAUCUAGUAAGGACCAAUGUAAAUUCAGCAAAUCUUCAAAUUUAAGAGAUAGUAGUAGUGAUACUGAGAGUUUAUUUAAGUCACCUGUGUCUGGUGCUAGUGGGUCAUUAGGAAGUGCUUUCCAUGGUAUAACAAUUAAACAAGAAGUUGAGAUGCCUGGUUAUGAAGAAAUUUCCAACCCAUUUCGAGGAAGACGUAUUUUGCUUCAUGAUGAUCUUGAUGGAGAAACUGUUGCUCAGGGUACUACUACAGCUAGUAAUUCUAAUUCCCGCCAUACUACAGAUGCUGCAGAUUCCAUUGAUGGAGAGAUAGGACGUUUGCAAGCCUUAAUGGACUCUAGACGUAUACCUCUUAGUUUAUUUGGUGCUCUUGAAAGUCGUAUGCAACAACUUUUCCAGAAGUCUAUGGGAACUGCUACCAGCAGUAGAGCUCAGCAAUUAGUGCAAGAAUUACAAUCUGCAGAUGAUGAUGAGCAUCAACUCCAAGUUCUUAUUGAAAUCAGUCAGUUGCUAGUCAUGGGAAAUGAAGACACUCUGAUAGGAUUUCCUACAAAGCAGCUAGUCCCUCUUCUUAUAAACUUGUUGCUUAAAGAAUAUAAUUUUGAAUUAAUGAAUCAAGCUUGUCGUGCUUUGACUUACUUAAUGGAGGCAUUACCACGAUCAUCUUCAGUUGUUGUGGAAGCUAUUCCAGUCCUUUUGAAUAAAAUACAAGUAAUUCAGUGCAUUGAUGUUGCUGAGCAAGCCCUUACUGCCUUGAAAAUGCUAUCAAAGUGGCAUAGCAAACCCAUUUUGCAAGCUAAGGGUGUUGCUGCUUGCCUUAUAUAUUUAGAUUUCUUUUCUAUAAAUGCCCAGCGAACUGCUUUCGCAAUUAUAUCAAACUGUUGUCAGAAUUUAGUGCUGUCAGAAUUCAUUCUUAUUCAAGAAUCUCUCUCCACUUUGAGUGAAUGGCUAACAAGACAAGAUGAGAAGUCAGUUGAAAGCAUUUGCUUAGCUUUUGCUGGACUAGUUGAAAGCUUCCAGAAAGAUCCAGAUAGCCUUUUGCAAAUUGGAAGCAAUACUCUCUUGUCUAAUAUCCAACAGCUUUUAGUUCUCUCACCACCGAUUAUCAGCUCUCAAACUUUCACUAGUGUAAUUCACAUGUUGGCACAAAUGUGUUCUGCUUGUUCUGAUAUUGUUGUCUUCCUCUUGAAAAAUAAUUUUUCUGAAACCUUAAAAUAUUUGUUAGUGGGAUCAUCUGACAAUUCGAAAAAUAUUGAGCUAAUUCCUCGAAGUCCACAAGAACUCUUCGAGCUUUCAUAUCUAAUUUGUGAAUUGAUGCCAUGCUUACCUCAAGAUCCUAUAUUUAGUGUUGACGCUCUGGUUGUUGAAGCUAAAAAGAAAGUUGCUUCUAGCAGUACAGUAUUAAUGGAAUGGCGUGAUGAAGCAGGUAUUAGGCAUUUCAGAGAGAGGCAAGAUGGUGAAUCUAUUGAUGAAGCUCAGUAUGGGAAAGUCCGUCUUUAUAUUCCAGAUAAAGCGUCAUUAAAUGUUGCAGAACUUCAUUCUAUGGAACAAUUUGACUCUGAUCCUUCCAGUAGCAGUGCACGACAACCUCGUUGGUAUGUUAGAAAUUCUGCUGAGAAAACUGCUGCUCCGCUAAGAGCUGAAUUCUUUGAUGAUAAUGUUGAUUUAGUAACAGGAAGCAUUACAGUAUUAUUUCCAGUACUAUAUGAAAUGUAUUGUAGUUCUGCUGGUUCAGCAGUGAAAAACAAAUGCAUCAGAGCUUUACUUCGAAUGAUCUACUUUGCCCCUCCAGAAGUUUUAAAAUCUGUGCUCAAGUACCAAAACAUUGCUAGACAUGUAGCUUCCAUGUUGGCAUCCCAAGAAUUCCGUAAUGUGAUAUCUGCCCUUCAAAUUUCAGAAAUCUUAAUGUGGAAACUUCCAACAGAUUUUAGGGUUCAUUUUGUUCGAGAAGGUGUCUUGCAUGAAAUUAGAGUGUUAUCUAAGAUUGAUGUGAAAUCCUGGCAAAUUGAAAAUACUCCUGAAUCCAACUUGCCAUCAACAUCUAAUCAUGUCACUCCUGGUCAUACCUCUAACUCAGAUUCGUCUGAUAAAAAUUCUCAUAAAUCUGAAGGGGCCCAGUGUGGUUCAUCUUCUUCACAUUCUGUAUUCAGUGCAUCAUCUUCACCAGCUGCUAAAGAGGAUGAAUCUUCUAGCACAAAUGUUGCUUCAAAAAUCAGAGAUGUUUUGAAAAAGCGAUAUAUGAAUAUUAAACGUACCUUUGGAGCUGCAGAUAAAGAGUCUGGGGCCAUGUAUAGUUCCACCAUAGCAGUUACCACAGAGAGUAGAGAAAAAAUAAAUACCUGGAUUAAAGAACAGGCACAAAAAUUUGAUGAAACUUAUUUUAAUGUCGACAUCAUAAAUUCACAUCCAGUUAUCAAUGUAUUAAAUACUUUAACUGAAGCUGUGAAAAGCAUGGAGUCUAUGGAUGAUUGUGGAUUAAAACCACUGAAAGAGAUUGCUGAAAUAGUGACAAAAAAUGACAUUUCUUCUUUUGAGCUUAUUCACAGUGGAUUAGUGAAAAAACUCAUGGCUUAUCUUUCAACUCAGCAAGGAGAUGACUUACCAUUUGGGUCGAAACCACUUGAAGAUCGUUUGAGAACAUUUCUUCAUGUGUUUAUAAACUGUCCUCGGACCAUAAGAGAAGAAUUUGUACCGGAAAAUAUCAAUACAGCGCCUCUUUUGAAUUUAUUAACAAAACUUGGUGCUUGUGUUAGUCACUUAGAGCAGUUUCCAGUUAAAGUUUUUGAUCAAUCAUCAAUAGGAACCACUGGUAGACCUGGAUCUAGUAUUGUAAAGUUUUUUAAUAUGCACCAGUUAAAAUGUCUCUUCCAACGCCACCCUUCCUGCACGAAUCUUAGACAGUGGCAUAGUGGUCCAGUUAUGGUCGAUCCUUUAGCAUCGAUUCAAAAUGUUGACCGUUAUUUAGUUAAUCAAGGUUAUGGUACUAUUAAAGAUGAUGAUGAAAGUGAAAGUGAUUUAAGUUAUGAUGAUGAUAGCUCUGAUGAAGAUGGGGGUUUAGUUGUGGCUGAUAUCAGAAUGGAUCAUGGCCAUGGAACUCCAAAGUUACAAUUUCUAAUUGGUAAAAAUGUUUUGCCUUAUAAUAUGACGUUAUAUCAAGCUGUUAGGCAAUAUGGAAAUGCAGACUCUCAGAGCUCAAACUCUCAGCACACUGAUGGAGAAUAUCCUGUAGGCUAUGCAUCAGUUUGGUUAAAAACCCACACUCUUUGGUACCGUCCUGUUCCUCCUGAAGAGGCUGAGAGUGUUUCUGCUAAUGAUGCCAGUACUAGCCAUAAUAGUACUGGAAAAAAGAAAAGCUCUAGUCGUUCAGGUCAUACUAGCAAAAGCUCAUCUGAACGCAGUAAAUUGUCCAAAGACAAGAAAGAUUCACUGUGGGAAAGUGGCACUGUUCCUGAAGUUGUUUUCCCUACAACUUUCAGUCCUAAACUGCCAGGUCUUGACACUAUUAAGGAUCCAUCAUUAGAAGUUAUUUAUUUGCUUAGAGUUAUACAUGGAUUGAGUUAUCAUUGGGGAUUACUGUAUAAGAAAAAUUCUUGGGCAUCAAUCGUACCGCAAACCGCAUUUGUUAAUAACGAUUUGACUCUCAAAGUUAAUCGCCAGUUACAGGACCCAUUAGCUAUCAUGACAAGGAAUAUACCACCUUGGCUGUCUCAUAUUGCUUAUAAUUUUCCAUUUCUUUUCCCAUUUGAAACCAGACACCUCUUAUUUUAUGUUACUUCAUUUGACAGAGAAAGGGCAUUGCAAAGACUUAUUGAUACAGUUCCUGAACUUACAAACAGUGAGAAAAUAACUCCCAGAUUAGACAAAAGGAAAAGAACCAUAUCAAGGAGCAGCAUUUUGAAACAAGCUGAAACCAUUCUGCAAGAUUAUGGGGAAUCUAAAACUAUGCUGGAGAUUCAGUACAAAAAUGAAGUUGGGACAGGAUUAGGGCCAACUUUAGAGUUUUAUGCUUUAGUUUCUAAAGAACUGCAAAGAUCAGAUUUGAAUAUGUGGCAUGUUGUGACUUCUUGCCCAGAAGGAGAUUUCUCUACAAAUUAUGUCCACAGCCCCACAGGUCUUUUUCCUAUGCCUCUAUCAAGAAAUACCAGAAGCAGCUCACUUACCAAAAUUUGUAAUAAGUUUAAAUUGUUAGGUAAGUUUUUGGCAAAAGCUAUAAUGGAUUCAAGGUUAAUCGAUAUUCCUCUUAGCCUUGCAUUUUAUAAGUGGAUGUUAAACCAAGAAAAGUAUUUAUCACUCUCUGAUUUACAAUUUGUGGAUGAGAGUCUAGCACAGAAUAUCAUCAAACUGGAACAAAUGGUGAUUGAAAAACAUAAGCUAGAAAAUGACAAAUCAUUGAGCUCGACCAUAGUGAAAACAUCGGUGUUGAAAAUUACAUUGGAUGGCUGCCCAGUCGAAGAUUUGAGCUUAGAUUUUACUCUUCCUGGCUAUGCAAAUAUAGAGUUGAAGAAAGGUGGCAAAGAUGCUGGGGUUUCCAUUCAUAACUUAGAGUGCUAUCUGAAACUUUUAAAGCACUGGACCAUGUUUGAAGGUGUGUCAAAACAAAUGAAAGCUUUCAAAGAAGGAUUUGACUCUGUUUUCUCUUUGAACCGCUUACAAGUUUUCUACCCCGAGGAAUUGGCCUUUAUUUUCUGUGGAAGUGUGUACCACCAGUGGGAUGUUCAAAGCCUAACUGAUAGCUGUAGAGCUGACCAUGGUUAUACACUAGACAGUCAAGCAAUCAGAUUCCUGUUUGAAAUUUUAAGCAGUUACAAUGCUAUGCAACAAAGACAAUUCAUCCAGUUUGUCACUGGUUCUCCAAGACUGCCAAUCGGUGGAUUAAAAUCCCUCUCCCCACCUCUUACUAUAGUGAAAAAGACAUCUGAUGAUGAUUCCGAUUCCAAUAACUACCUGCCAUCUGUAAUGACUUGUGUAAAUUAUCUUAAACUACCUGAUUAUACUAGCAUUGAAAUAAUGAGAGAAAAACUUGAAAUUGCUAUUAGUGAAGGCCAACUUUCUUUCCAUUUGUCUUAAUAGAUAGAUUGUCGGACAUAAGUGCAAAAGCAAUUGACUUCAUUUUAAGGACCUGAAAUAACAUUUACACCUAAGGACUGAUAUAACUUAUUGAAAUGCUAAUUUUUCUUAUUGUAAUCUGAUUUAUUUUUCUCACUGUACAAGGAUACUGGAGUAAUCACAUUUUUCUAUUGAUAAUCUAAACUUUGAAAUAGCAUGUAUGCUCAAAAAAUUAAAUUUUGGAUGUUGAGAUCAGUGAAUAAUAUUUUACUGCUAUCUUUAUUGAAAUAUCUGAUUGUAUAUGCAUUUAAUAUGAUAGAUUUCUGUGUCUGCAAUUAACUAAUUGCAUUUAUAGAAAUGAAAUGUGUAAGCUCUAAAAUUUCAUUUAUUUAUAUAGUUCUAAAAUAUACUUUUUGUGUUUUAAUGUUUUUGCUUCAAUUAUUUCUUCUUUUUAAAAAUUCAUUAUAAUUUUAAACAGAAACAACGCUUUGGUUAUUUAAUGUUAUUUAUGAAAUUAUGUUGUAUAUAAAUUUUAAGCAUUAAAAUGUCACAUUUUCAGAAAAGUUUUAUCUUUAUGUGAUAGAUUUCUAUUUCUGAACAUUUUAAUUUAAUGAAUCUAAAUUUUCAUACUUGAUUUCAAUUUGUCUUAUUGAGUAUUUUUGAAAAAAUUAAAGUGCAGUAUCCAAAAUUAAUGGUCUGUGACUGCUAAGAUCUAUAUCAGACCAAUCUAGCAACAAAUUCUGUCAAAUGAGUGUAAAGAGAUAAGUUUUUCAUUUUUUAAUUUGUGUUUUUGCCUCAAAAUAUUUGAUUUUAAAUAUUUUUAAUUUCUUUAUAGUUUUUUUGUCUAAAUUCAUUUUUUUAAUUAUAAUCUUUUUAAAUUUAUUAUUUUUUUCAUGUAAUUUUAAGGUAAGUAUGUGAGAUUUAACCAGUUUAUUAAAACAUAAAAUUAUUUAAACUUAUGUAAAGCUUCAAUUACAAUUUUUAUCAGUAUACAAAAAUUAAAAUGAAUUUGUUAAAUCUUUCUUCUUUCAUAAACCUAUCUUAAAAUGUAACUUAAGGUCAAUAUCAUCUAACUCAUCAAAACAUGCUAAACUUAUGGAUUAUAUUAUGCUUUAAUUGAAAUUUUUAUCUUCCCCUAACUUAAUUGGUAUUAUUUUGAUGCAUGCUUUAUGUUUCAAAAUUCAACAUUUAAACUUAUAUUAUGUAAAGUUGCUAUCUGAAUUUGGUUAAAAUGCACUGUAAACAAAAGAAACAUUAAAGUGACAUAUUUUUAAUGCUAAAUUUGUUUCAAUAAAAUUUUUUUUUUAGUUAUUUGUCUUAUAAAUUUUUAAGUAGUGCUAUUUAAGUAAUCUAGUUUGAUCAUUGUAAUAUUUAUAAGCGUCAAUGUUUAUUUUGCUUUGUUUGUUAUUUUUCUCUUCGUUUUUGUUUUUCUUUCCUCCUUUGGAUUAAGAAUGUAUUUGUAUGUUAUUUGUUAUAGUUAUUUGAUAUCGACUCUUAUAUCCGUUCUGUUUUUGGAAAAGAAUUAAAAUGUAUUGGCAGGAUUUGAUGUUCAUUCUUGCAUACUUCAUUUGUAAAAUGUUCAUUUGGAAUAAAAGUAAUGCCAAAUAUUUUACAAGUGUGCUAGUGCUAUUGUUGUGUGUACUCUGUGUUAUAUUUUAGUUGGUAGUUAAUUUAAUUUUACCAACUCAACUAGAAUCUAACAUGGCGUUAAUUUAAAAUCAAACUCCUCACUAUGCAAUAUUACCUUGUUUUGUUAACUGUCUUUUUCAUAUAACAUUAUGGAAAAUUUUUAGUGGAUGCUCUGAAAUUUUUUUUUUAUUUGUAAUAUUUUGUGUCUGUCAUGUUGGCUGAAACACAAGAGCUUUUGGAUUCAAAUUACCUCUUACUGAGGGAUGCAAACUGUUUAGAAAUGUGAUUCAUUUAUAUAGCUCAACAUAAUGCUGAUAUAUGUGUAAAUUAAAAUACUGUAUUGAAAA